Paramuricea clavata is the source of this 3266-nucleotide messenger RNA. The record is from the annotation of a GenBank genome assembly. Lineage: Eukaryota; Metazoa; Cnidaria; Anthozoa; Malacalcyonacea; Plexauridae.
AUGAAAUUAGCAAGUGGACUGUGAAGUCGUGAGCGCUAUAUUGGCCGUAUACGUACGAAAGUAAAUUGCUGAGAUUAACCGUCUUGCGUGACAACUAGCUGAGCAACUUUCUCUCUUGCAUGUGCGGAUAGUUUUUGUGAGGAUUUGACCUCUCGAGGUCUUGAAAAAAUAUCUAUCGUAUCUGAUAUUUUUCACCUCGUGAGGAAAAAAUCUCAACGUCCGCGGAUGUUGCGAGCUAAGUGCUGAGCUGCUUGAAUCAAUUAGCCAAUGAGAAACCAUAGUUUCUUCAUGUGACUUUGAACGAAAUGGAGGAAAAUGCAAACGAUUUUGUCAAUUAUGUUGUUGUUGAGUAGUUUUCCCAACGUGCGCGAUGAAAAUGUAUAGCUGAGAGCCGCCAUUCGAGGCGGAUAACUCAGCAAGUUUCACUCGUGUACGGAAAACUACUCAAGCACAACAUAAUUGACAAAAUCGUUUGCAUAUUCCUCCAUUUUGUUCAAAGUUACAUGAAAAAAUUAUGGUUUCUCAUUGGCUAAUUGAUUCAAGCAGCUCAGUACUAAGCUCACUACAUCCGCAGACGCUGAGAUUUUUUCCUCGUGAGAUGAAAAACAUCAAACACGAUAUAUAGAUAUUUUCCUCGAGGCCUCAAGAGGACAAAUCCUCACGAAAACUAUCCGCACACGAGAGAAGCUUGCUGAGUUAGCUGCUGGUUUAGAUGACGGUCGCAAGCAUCGUAGGUCGAAGGAAGCUGACGAUUCUGCAUGUUAAUAUCUUGGGUUUAGUGCAUGUUAUAAAGAUAACAAUAUCACCAUUCGAUUCAAUGAAACAAUAUCAACUAAUUCUUAACGAUAGUUUUAAGUCAAAGUCAACAUUAUAGCGAUUUAUGGCCUCUGAAGUGUAUUCAGGGCAGUAGCUAAGAAGAUAAAAAAGGGGAUGGUGUGUAGAAUCGCACUAAUAUUUCCCCCCCAAAAUUGUUGACGAGCGGGGUGGGGGGGGCAGGGAGGUCGCCGGUCGUCGAAUUUUUUUCCGGACAUACAAACAUUUUUCCGGACAUAUCGUAAUUUUUCCGAACAUAUCAAAAUUUGUUCAUUUCCCCCUUAAUUUUAGCAAAUUUAGCAAAAUUUUUCCUAUAGCUAUUACUUUCUAUUCCGAGCCACACAAAUAUUUUCGCUGACUACGAAAACAAUUUGCCGAUAAAUCCGAAAGCAAUUUUCCGAGUCUUGCAGACAUUUGCCGAGUCCGUGAUGAAUGGAGAGUGUUACACCCCCUCUAGCUACGCCCCUAAGUGUAUUAUAAAAUUGCGCAAUAUUACUCAAUAAAUAUAAACUAGCCAUACCGUAUAUACCUUUCGCCGAACAUAACUUUGGCCCCUUGGAUCGUAUCGUGUUCGUAAUAGUUGACCUGCAUCUAAAGACGAAAGCGGACUUAUAUUCAUUUAUGCAAUGUUCUUUCGUCAAAAUCCCGCUGAAUUCGCUAGGAAACAUCGUUGCUUCUCGGCAAGCAAUUUUUGUUUCCACAACAAUGUUUCCACAGGUAGGCAAACAGGGAAACAUUUAGGAAACAACAAAUUCACAAAUGUUUCCACAACAAUGUUUUCUAGUUUGCUCAGGGCUUAAAUUUCCGUGUUUGGGUCGAUGGCCUGAUCCAAACACGGGUUUCGACCAAUCAGAGCACGCGUUAUAUAUACAUGUUAUUUUAUAAAUCAAAUUACUCUGCUUACUUCAAUUUGUGCCGUCUUAACAUUAAAUACCAAUUACAAUAUGCUCACUGGCAAAAAAAGCACUGUCGCUCAAAUAUUUUCUCUGUCAAAGUGACAAAAAAACAAAAAAGCGGCGGUCAAUGUUCUAAAAUCGAUCACCGGGGUCUUUGAUCGGUGACCGGCCGUUUUUGCAGCCACCUCUGUCACCGUUUUCCGGGACAUGAUAAUGCUUUUGGAGUCGAUUCAACUCUUUGAAAUUUACAGUAUACAAAAUAGUGUAAGCUAGAAAAUACAUGCAUGCAGCAACGCCUCGCUUUUCUUAACAGAUGAAGUAUAACAACCCCACAUAAAGUAUUAAGACCAUUAUAAACAAACAUAAAAACACAAUUGAUGCGCUAGCUUUAUAAUUAUAAUGAACGAUAACAUUAACGUGCAAUUUCAUGCAUACCAGCUUGCAUUAAAGUGAAUUAUCGAGUUAAGAAUGGCUUAAAAAUUUCACAGAUAUGAGUAAAACCGACAACACAAAGCAAGUACGGCAUGGAAUUUUACCACUGAAAUGUUUACACUUACCCAACCGGCACAGCAACGAUUAAAUUAUCAAAGACAUUAGACAUCAACGUCAAAACAUCAAAACAAUUAUUAUACAAACUUUGUUUCACUGUUGAACAGCCACUAAUUCAUGAAACUCACAAACUACAAGCUUAUUUCCAGUUAAAAUCGAGAAAAUAACCGUUUUGUACUUUUGUAAACUUUUUAACGAAAUUUAAAACAAAAAAUUGCUGUAAAACAGCAAAAUACGUCCUUUCAAAAUGAACAGCAAUUACUUCGACAGAUUUUGUACUCGCGCAUGCGCAUAACGUCGAGAACCGUCUAUGACAUAAACAAAAUGGAGGACAACUUUGCACUCCGCUAUGUUUUCACAUACCCGGGUAUAAUUAGCCGUGCGGAAUUAGUACCCUUGCACGGCGUUUCGCGCCGCCGGCUCGGGGAUAAAUUGUUUAUUGUCAAUAUUCUAAACAGUUUUCAUUCUUAUCUUAUACUUAAUAGAUCACUCACGGACCGCUUUCAGAUAAAUUUUACAUCACUGAACAAACUAGUUUUCAUCUAUUUAUCUCUUCGUCUCCUGACGGAUGGCGUGGAAGAAUUUCUAAUCCUACCAACUGCUUGGUAUUACAUCAAGAAUCUUGGAGAGACAAAUACAUUUCUUGGUUUCACCCUAGCUGCUUAUUCAGCAGGAACGUUGGUGUUUGCACCAUUUAUCGGACUUCUGGCAGUUAAAUGCGAAGCAUCAAAGUCUCUCGUUGUCAUGUGUGGUUUAGUGAAAUUAUUUGGUAAUGUUCUGUACUCGAUACCCGUCAAUGGAUAUUUCCCUUUGUUUGGGAGAUUCAUAAGUGGUAUAGGUGAAGGAACAACGGGAGUGCUCUAUGGAGCCGUGACAAAGUGCACUACUAACGAAAAUCGUGCAAAAGCAUUUUUAUAUUUCGAUGGUCUCUACUGUAUUGGCGAAGUAUGUGGUCCAGCAAUUGGAAGUCUUCUCAUAUUCAACUUCAAUAUAUUAGGUGGGAUAUAG